AAUGCACGGUGCAGAUUAGUCGCCAAUUUUCUGGCGGGCCCAAGUUCGAGUGACCUUUCUUGUUGGGGGGAAGGAAGUUCCAGAAGCCAGAGAAAAUGGAAACUUUCUUAAUUUCUUCUUCUUCAUCAUCAUCAGUGCUUCAUUCUCCAGCCCGAGAGACUCCAUUGAUUUUUCCUCUUUUGAGCAAAGGCAAAGCAAGGUUUGCACCUAUUACUGUCAGGGUCUCAAGUCAAUCUUCCAAAUCCAACAAGAUGCAUUCUGAAUUGACUGAGAGUGAAGCGGGGAAAUCCCUUUCAAGCAAAGAUAGUUCUUCCAAUAGGAAAAUGGAGGAAUAUAACAUAGCCAUGAAGAGGAUGAUGAGGAAUCCCUAUGAGUAUCACCAUGAUCUAGGUAUGAACUAUACAUUGAUAACUGAAAAUCUCAUUGUUGGUUCUCAACCUCAGAAAGUUGAAGACAUAGACCACUUGAGGGAGGAACAGAAUGUGGCAUAUAUCCUAAACUUGCAGCAGGACAGGGAUAUUGAGUACUGGGGAGUAGAUCUUCCCUCCAUAGUACAAAGAUGUGAAGAACUUGGAAUUAGUCACAUGAGAUGCCCAGCCAAAGAUUUUGAUCCAGAUUCCUUAAGGAACAUAUUGCCUAAGGCUGUUUCGUUAUUGGAAUGCGCCAUUUCUGAAGAGACAGGAAGAGUUUAUGUGCAUUGCACAGCUGGAUUGGGGCGGGCUCCUGCUGUUGCAAUUGCAUACAUGUUCUGGUUUUGUGACAUGGAUCUAAAUAGAGCAUACCAGACUCUCACUUCAAAGAGGCCAUGUGGGCCUAACAAAAGAGCGAUACGUGGGGCCACGUAUGAUUUGGCUAAAAAGGACUCUUGGAAAGAACCCUUUGAGAAUCUUCCUGACCACGCCUUUGAGGGUGUAGCAGACUGGGAAAGGACGUUGAUUCAAGACUGUGUUCGUGCUCUCCGAUAUUCUUGAGGAAAAUAUAUAUUUAAAGGUGAUUGUUCAGCUUAUAGCUCAUUUACUUAGAAUGUCAUUUUGUACAUGGGUACUUUCAAAGUAACUGAUGUUUCAUCCUCUUAAAAUUGUACUGGAUUUUGUAUCUAUGUUUCUUUCGAUUUAUUGCUACUUUGAUAUUGAAUCAUUGUUAAUUUGUUAUUGUGUACCCUUCAGUUUCUUCA
Cuscuta epithymum is the source of this 1174-nucleotide messenger RNA. Lineage: Eukaryota; Viridiplantae; Streptophyta; Magnoliopsida; Solanales; Convolvulaceae. The record is from the annotation of a GenBank genome assembly.